Molecule: messenger RNA, 576 nt
Organism: Cinara cedri
Lineage: Eukaryota; Metazoa; Arthropoda; Insecta; Hemiptera; Aphididae
Source: the annotation of a GenBank genome assembly
AUGACAUUUUUAUAUAAAGAACAUCCGCUUGACUUGUUUUCAAAGUGGUACAGUACUUCACUAUCCUCUGUUAUGACGCUUGCAACGUGCAGUAAAGAAUAUGCUCCAUCUGCAAGAGUAGUGCUAUUAAAGAAGUACGAUAAAGAAGGAUUUGUAUUUUUUACCAAUAUAAAUAGCAGAAAAGGUAAAGAUUUGACGGAGAAUCCAAAAGCUGCACUGCAAUUUCAUUGGGCAGAGUAUUCUAGACAAGUACGAAUUGAAGGAGACGCAAAACUUCUCAGCAGCGACAAAGCAGAUGAGUAUUAUUCCUCUCGCUCACGUAACAGCCAAAUUACUGCAUGGUGUUCAAAACAGUCCAGAGUUUUAAAGGAUUGGUGUGAUUUUGAACAAAGCAUUACAUUAAAAAGUAAAGAGUUUCACGAUCAACAAAUUCCACGUCCAGGCUUUUGGGUAGGAUUUUGUAUAAUUCCCAUAAUAAUGGAAUUUUGGCAAGAAGGUGAACAUAGAAGACAUAUAAGAUUUAGAUAUACCUUGGUAGAGGAAAAUACUUGGACAGUAGAACAAUUAUAUCCCUAA